Fusarium proliferatum ET1 is the source of this 3126-nucleotide messenger RNA. RefSeq lists its product as uncharacterized. The record is from RefSeq and is a predicted model, not a curated record. Lineage: Eukaryota; Fungi; Ascomycota; Sordariomycetes; Hypocreales; Nectriaceae. The coding region runs from base 1 to 3126 and encodes 1041 amino acids. The transcript has 5 exons.
AUGGGUGACCCAUUCUCUAUCGCGACCGGCGUCGCUGGUCUCAUUUCACUUGGAAUUACUGUUUGCGACGGUCUUCACACCUACUUCAGCGCUUUCAAAGACAGAAAGGAUGAUCUCGCAAUUGUCGCACAGAACGUGGCCUUGUUCAAAUUCCAUAUUUUCGCCGUUCAGUCGAGUGCAUCAAAGCUUGGCCAUCGUCAUUCUCCAGCCAUCGACGGCUUACAGCUAAGUUUAAUCAAUUGCGAAAUGCAGCUUCAAUGUCUCCAGAAGUUGCUCAACGAGUUAAUGCCGACUGAAGAUCCAUCAUUGUUCAAGGAGAUUUGGAGAAGACAGAAACUAAUUGCGCGAUAUCCCUUUGAUCGCAAGAAGCUGGUGCAGUUCGAAGAGUACCUUACACGGGCAAACACCACGCUCAGUAGCUUCAUCCAAGCCCUCAAUCUCGACCUAAAUAUCCGAAUGGGUGAUGAGUUGGAGGCUUUCAGAACGUCUCUCGAAGCACUUGACAUCAACACCCCAGCUACGUUGAGAACCAUCGCCACCAAACUCGACGUCAGCCCCAAAGUAGAACCCAUCACCCUUCAACUUCUUCCAUCCAGAAUAGAAGAUGUUACAGCCUCCAGCAGCAACAGUAUCGGCUUGCACCAGAAUGGCGUGAGUGUUGCCGAGACGAAGACCUCUUACUCUGGAAAUCGGCGAUCUUUCGAAGACAUCACCAACUCCCACUCCACGCCUCGUUAUCUGCAGAAUGCCGAACUCGAACAAAGACUCUGCAAGAAGCUAGCAGACAUGGACUGUACCUGUGGAGCUUUAAACAACAAGACUAGUAAUCGUCCUGCAAGUUGGACAUAUCGAUUUUGGGGCGGACUGACCGUCUCAAGACAAGGAGACACACGGGCGAAUCAUCGCCCUGGGUGCAUUUUCUUUCGGAAGUCGAAGAGGAAUAUCUCGAAAGCUUCAGCGACGUACUUCGGGCUUCUAUCCCUUUUCUCCCAUAGUUUCACUGUUUCUUUCACACAAGAUUACCCUGGUGGGCCAUACAGCGUCUUUUUUGGGUUGCGGCCGUGUAACAUUGUUGAGAGCAGUCCAGCUUUCGAACUCUUUGAAAUGCAAUCAUUAGCGAAGGAGAAUGGUCUGGAUUACCUAGCAGACAGUGUUAUUAAAGAGUUGAGAGUCAUCUAUGGAUCCGGAAAUGCAUCACCUUUCGAUGUUGACCAACACGGUAAUAAUGUUGCACACUUGUGUUUGGAAGCUUUUUUAUUCUGUGAUCCACCACGGUCAACGGACAUAGCAACCGAUGCCAUUUGCAAGAUACUAAGCUACCUAGCCGAUGUCGGUGUGCCUAUCACGGCAUCGACUUUCAAUCAAUCUAACUUAUUAACCCUAUCAAUGUGGCACUACAAUCUCUGGGUUCUCCCGAGGCUUUAUAAACUGGUUAUGGUCUACGAUUCAAACUUUUACAACACCGAGCUGGCUAAUCGAAGAUUCGCAAGCCUAAUUGCUUUUGGGAUGGAUAAUGGAGAGAAAGUUCAAAGGCGCUUAAAGACCCUAUUUGAAUAUCCCGAUAUAUGUGAAGAUAUUGGAUUCUCGGAGCUGUUUUUAGCUGUCAUCACGAAAGAUCAUCGAAGGCUUCAAGCUAUACUGGCAGAGGAGGAUAGCCUCUUGACUAUUCCGCAAACGGAUCUCUAUGGUCGCAACAUAUUACAUGCAAGUUGCAAUUGGCCUGAUGGCCUGAGACUUCUUUUACAACGGCAAGAUGUCCGUCUCUUGAUGGAAAUGGCCCCGUUCACAUUUCCCGGUCUCAGCCCUCUGUACUAUGCUCUCAUCCAUAGCAAGAUACACUGCAAAGCUCCAGACCAGUGGACUGAGUGUGACGACUGCACUUGCUACGUCGGUGUCCAACUCCUGCUCGAAGCCGAUUGCAAAGUCACCGCCGGUUACAUAUGGGGGAUAACCCUAGCUGAUUGCUCAUUGAAGGCCCGAAAAUUGUUCUUCAAGCAUCUCAAAGACAGACGUCAGCGACUCCGGAAUAUGGCACUCAGCAUCCUUCCUGAAAGGAUCCUGCGCCAAUAUGGAGUAUCCACAAGCCCCUUGCCUGACAAGACUGCUUUUCUACUGUGGAGCGAACUGCAGGAAGCUCAAGAUCAGCAGGAUCAUCGAAUAUGGGUUCCCGAUAGCCUCAACCCUUGUAACAACAACAGGCUAUGCAUACCCGAGAGCCUUUUCGGUGUUCCUCAUCACCCAUUUGUUGUAGAGAUGGCACUCGACUAUGGCUUCGCACCUAGAGAUGAAAAUGGCGUUCAACCACUUCUUUAUGGCCGCCACAUUAUACAGGACAGUUCUCCUGAGGAUCCAAGAAUUUGGGUUAAAUAUUUAGAUUGGCUUCUCGGCCAAAAUCUAUGCUCAGAGCUUUCAUUGGGACCCUUCCGGCUUUCAAUUCUUCAUCGCAUUGCAUAUUACAUUGGGUUGCAGAUGCGUCCCAGGGCCUCCGGUUCGUGGCGGCAGGAUGUCUGGUUAUCCGAACUACAGGAUUCAAGGACAUUGCUAACAUCCAUAUGCGACAGCAAAUCCGAGUGCAAUAUUCCAUGUCCUUGCUCAUCAGGCAUAUUUACCCGACCUUUGGCACAUAUCUUGCCCGCACUUUUGUUGCCUGGAGGCGGAUUAUACUGCAAGUAUUUCUUUUCGGACAUAGAAAAUCAUAUUGAACAUGUGAUUAGUAGCACCUCUCUGUUAAAGAUUUCAGAAUCCAGCUCUGAAAGUUUAUAUAUGGCGAAAUGCGGAAUUCAUAUUCUGACUAUGAUGUCCUUGGGGGUAAGGCACUUGCCAAUCUGCCUGACUGAAGGUUACGGUCAUCUCAAGGACUCGGACUUCAUGGAAGAAGAAUGGAAAGAAAUAUUAGACGAGGACCGAGAGUUGAUCGAUCAGCUUGAAGCACUUGAUGAAGAGUUUGGGGACGUUUUCGAUCGCCAAAACGUCCCUAUUGCAGAAUUUCUUUCAGGCUACUGGUUGACAAGAAUGGCAGAAGUCAUCCAGGAGUUGCAUAAGCCCCUGACUCAUCACGAUAGACAUGAACUUUUGGAAGCCGGGGUAGUGUUGGAAGAGGACAAUUCUGACGGCUCGGAAUGUUGA